AUGUGGAACCAAAAACCGAGUUUCAGGUUUGAGAUAGAAAACUUCUCCGAGAAAGAAAACGGCGUAGCUUCUCAUAUAUUCGUGAGUGGCGGAUGCGAAUGGUUUCUUAACGUCUGGCCGAAAGGGCAUCAUUUGAUUGGUGAUCACUUGGCUGUGUAUCUGUACGCAAAUCGAAACUCACUUGGAUGGAAAAGGACAGCUAGUUAUUACUACGUUGCUUUGAAUCAAUCCUACAAAGAGCUCUACAGAUCACCUGUUGAACUGAACAAAGUGUUUGGGGCUGAGAUUCCGGGCCGGGUUUUCAGGUUUCCCCAAAACUUUAAUUUUUCCAAGCCUCCCAAAGGUUGUCUGGAGAACGACAAACUCAUCAUUGAGUUAUACAUUAAAGUUGUCGAAUCUGUUGAUGGAGAUGUAUCAGAGAAGAAGGAGAUUGAGUGUAUCAACGGUUUUCACGUUUGUGCUUCUCAGAUUACACUAGUGAGGGAGAUAUUCGCAGAGCACCCAGACAUUGCACAACAUUUCAAACCAAAGAACCAAGUGGUGAAGACGGAAUACAUGAAUGUUCUCCUUGACCUCAUUACGACACUAAACAAGCCUCCACAUCGUAUCUCAGAGGCUGAAAUAAGCAGCGCUCACAGCGACUUGAGUGAGCUAACGGACGCUGGUUUCAAGCUAGAGUGGCUGAAGACAAAGAUUGAAGAGGUUUCCUUGAAGUGUAAGAAAUCAGAUGAUGCUAAUGGUUCUCGGGUUCAACAACUUGAGGAACGCAUCAAGAAUCUCGAGCUGAUGGAUUUGGGAAGCUUGAAUUCAAAGCUUGAAGAGAUUUCCUCGGAGAGGAAGAAGAAGGCCGAUGCUGAGGGGUCUCGGGUCCAACAACUUGAGGAAAGCGUCAAGAAUCUUGAGCUGAUGGUGUUAGAUCUCAAAGCGUUACUGGACAAUGAGAAAGCCAAAUAUUCUGACGCUGCGUUUUUGUUGGUUAAUGAGGUUGCUUGA
Thlaspi arvense is the source of this 993-nucleotide messenger RNA. Lineage: Eukaryota; Viridiplantae; Streptophyta; Magnoliopsida; Brassicales; Brassicaceae. The record is from the annotation of a GenBank genome assembly.